Molecule: messenger RNA, 224 nt
Organism: Xyrichtys novacula (pearly razorfish)
Lineage: Eukaryota; Metazoa; Chordata; Actinopteri; Labriformes; Labridae
Source: the annotation of a GenBank genome assembly
GUGGAAUUCCUGAUUCCCUGGAGGACCUCAUCAGUGACAUCAAACAAACAUGUGCAUUGUCUGGACGGAUAAGGCUUCAAUACAAAGACACUGACUUUGGGGACAUGUUUGUCAAUUUGACCUCUACCACUGACAUUAAGUACCUAAGUACUGUCAAAGUCAUUCAGAUGGACAAACAACCCUUUGCUUCUCCUAGCCCUGGAGCUGAGCUCUUGCUCAUCUAG